Molecule: messenger RNA, 2206 nt
Organism: Punica granatum (pomegranate)
Lineage: Eukaryota; Viridiplantae; Streptophyta; Magnoliopsida; Myrtales; Lythraceae
Source: RefSeq, a predicted model, not a curated record
UCCCCUUUUUACCCUUUUCCUCUUCCCUUCUUUCUGUUUCCUCUGCUUUUUGCUCACUUCCUCCCUCUCUUUUCUGACACCAAACUCAUUUCUCUUUUCUUCUCCCCAGUGAUCAAUAAAGAAGUCACACAUUCAACUAAAUGAACAGCUCAUAGCACCCAAAAUUUUUCACCUUCCAUUUCCCCAAUUUAAUUCGAUUCGAUUCGAUUCGAUUCAAUACUGGCAUGACCACAUAGGACUACUGGCCUCCAAUCUAGAAAGGGUCUACUAGGCAUCACAUAGUUUCGAAAAAUUUGUUAUCCGGAAAACCUCCGUCGAGAAUUUUGCCCGAUUUCGUGCUCGAAACGAUGGAGAAUGAGUUCUUCAUGAGCGCGGGAAUCCAACCGUGGCGGGCGAUGGAGCUGAACUGCGCGUCUAACCCGUCGAACCAAUGCGCCUUCUACACCCCGGACAUUAACAACUGGGAGGCCUCGUUGGAUCAGUCCCACAACAACGGCGUCCAAUUCGACUCCGCUAUCAGCUCGAUGGUCUCUUCCCCCGCGGCAUCGAACUCGAACAAUGCCUCCGAGAACGCCCUCAUGAUCAGGGAGCUGAUAGGGAAGCUGGGCAGGAUCGGGAACGGGAAUUCGAAUGCGAGCUUGGCCGAGAUCCCCCCUCAUUCUUCCCGUCCCGUGAUGCCGAGCCCGGCCGGAUUCAGCAGUGCCAACACUUCAUGCUACAUCACGCCUCUGAGCUCCCCGCCGAAGGUGAGCUUACCAACGAUGGGAUUGAAUUCGAGUGUGGCAGACUUCUCGGCCGACCCGGGAUUCGCCGAGCGGGCCGCAAAGUUCUCGUGCUUCGGAAGCAGGAGCUUCAAUGGGCGUACGAAUCCAAUCGGCAUAACUAAUCCCGAGACAUCGCCUUAUGGAUUGACUUCCUCGACUAGGUUUCCCCGUGUUUCGAGCAGCCCUUCUUUGAAGGCUCUCGGGCCUGGUGCUCGUUUCCCAGCUCAGCCUACCAAGAAUAACCUGCAGCAGCAGCCGGUGGAUCGUUCCGAAAUGGCGAGCUCCCAGGAGGAGUCAUCGGUUUCGGAUCAAAGGGAGAACGGCCCAAAAGGUUCGAGCGAUAUGAAUUCGCGGAAGAGGAAGGCGGCCUUGAAGGGCAAAGCCAAGGAAUCUACUAAUGCAGCAAAGGUGGCUGAGGCUAAUGAGGACUCGAACGCAAAGCGAUGCAAGCAGAACGAAAGUAAUGGCAAAGAAAAUGAGACGGUUAAAGCCGAGGAAGACGAGAAGAAGACUAAAAACGAUGCGAAGAAGCCGCCCGAACCUCCAAAGGACUAUAUCCAUGUCAGAGCGAGGAGGGGUCAGGCCACUGAUAGUCAUAGUCUUGCCGAAAGAGUGCGGAGGGAGAAGAUCAGCGAGCGGAUGAAGCUGCUCCAGGACCUCGUCCCGGGCUGCAAUAAGGUCAUCGGGAAGGCAUUGAUGCUGGACGAGAUUAUUAACUACGUGCAGUCUCUGCAGCGCCAAGUCGAGUUCCUCUCCAUGAAGCUGGCUUCUGUCAACACAUCCAUGGAUCUCAGCAUGGAUAAGGAUAUGUUCCAAUCGAACAAUUCAAUGGCAAAUCCUCCAAUGUUCCCUAUGGAUUCCUCAGCAUUCCAUGGGCUAAAUAUCUCUGAUGGGACAGUGAGCCAUUGCUCUGCGGACCCAUUGAGCAUGGGAGGAGCAUGUAGAAGCCUCGAUGCCCAUUUACCUUCCCCUAACGAUCUCCAGUACCAGAACUUCUGUGGAGGUGACCUCCAGACGAUUGUGCAGAUGGGUUUUGGUCAGAACUCCCACCAAGAUUCAGCGUACUCCCUCCAACCUUUCCACGGUCGGGGGCAGACUUCGCAGAUGAAAGUCGAGCUAUAAAUCAUCAUUGCCAUGGUUCUGAUCGAUUUCUCUAGGGCAGAGGUCGGAGUACAUACAAGAGACGUGCGAUUAUGUCACCCUCAUGAAAGAAAAUAACCGAGCAAGUAAUAUAUAUUUUAGGUCUAAUAUUGAGGAGAGCAAUUUUUUUCCUCUCUUAUUGAUUUUUUUUUUGUCUGUAGCAUUAAUUUUUUGAGGGGUUUCUUAUUAGUUGGUUGUUGAUUACAACUAUAUGUAUGACCCCAGUGAAAAUUCCAAGUACGUUACCAUAUCUUGUAAUAUAAUGUCAAAAUCUAGAUAAAGUGAGAUUUUCCAUUGUCCAA